This is a messenger RNA of Pogonomyrmex barbatus (red harvester ant), 1080 nucleotides long. RefSeq names its product ATP synthase subunit s, mitochondrial. Lineage: Eukaryota; Metazoa; Arthropoda; Insecta; Hymenoptera; Formicidae. The record is from RefSeq and is a predicted model, not a curated record.
AAUUUAAUGAAAAUGGAAACAAAGGAUCCACAAAAGACCCGUAAAACCACUACCUAAAGGUAUCUUUUUAUGCAUUGCUCAUUUCAUUUCUCAAGCUUCAAAAUAGGUCACGUGAUCAAAAGUGACCAUUCAAAUUUCAUUAUUCUGCAUCAACUUUUAUCACGUGACCUAUUUUGAUGCAAAAGUGAGCGAUGAGCGACGCAUGAAAAGGUACUUUAACGGAUUUGCACAGUGAAUGAUUACAACGGCUACCGAAUUCCUAAAAGUGAAGUACAAACUUUCAGCUUCGUGUACUAUCGAGUACUGGUGCACAGCUGAGCUUAGAGUAAACAAAGGCAAUGAUGCCACAUGUAUGAUAUAUUGUUUUGCGUGAUUUACUUAUUAUGUUCUCUUAUAAAUAUAUUAAAUAAAUUGCUAGUUAUCACAAGUUAUUAUCGAAAAGUACCUCACAGAGAAUUUUUCUAUUGGUUAACCAUAAUAUUCAACAGGGUUGACUACGAAAGAAUUCAGUCAGUUGGUCCAGAUCGUGCCUGUGCUGAAUGGCUUUUGAAAAAUGGUGCCAGUGUCAGAUGGAAAGGCUUUUCUGAACACUUGAAAGAUUAUAAUAAAUUACCACCAGAAGAAAAUCGUUGUUACAUUCAAGCAGUAGAUGCUACAGAUUCUGGUGUAACACACGUUGGAUUUCCACAUUUUGUUGGUUGCAGGUACAUUGAUGAAAUAAAACUAGUACGUUGUUUUUAUUUAUACAACAAUGCCUUACCAUUAUUAGCAGCAGUAAAGGAUACUCUGGUUACUCUUGAAAUCAAGGAUUGUAAGAGUAUAACUGAUGAGGGAGUGCGCAGUUUGAAAAACCUGAAAAAUUUAAAGACUCUAAAACUGGGUGGCAUGCCAUAUCUGGAGGAUAAAGCUUCGCUUAAGAAAGAGCUUGCAAAAGCUUUACCAAAUUGUUCAAUUGAAUUAAAAUAAGUUGCAUUAAAAGACAUUGAUAUUAAUAAUACUUUUACAUUACGUAUCACUUUUUGAAUUGACGAUUCUCUUACAUUUGCAACUGCAUCUUCUCAAACUGCUAUCCUCACUUUU